This is a messenger RNA of Seminavis robusta, 1146 nucleotides long. NCBI's taxonomy places the organism in Eukaryota, Bacillariophyta, Bacillariophyceae, Naviculales, Naviculaceae. The record is from the annotation of a GenBank genome assembly.
AUGCUCCUAUUGAGUUAUGUCAAUGCGGAUGGUCCAAAGUACUACAUCACGAGCGAGGGUCACAAUUUCAUUCGAUUUGUGGUGGCAUUUCUCUUUGUGUCAAGAGUGACCAUGGCACUUGACCGAUUCAAUGAAGCUCGAGGACACUUGGGGAAGUUGUACCAAGAAAGCCGAGAACUGGUUCAAUAUGUGUGCUCUAUGACUGCAAAGUAUCAGGAUGAGAAAUCCAAGGAAUAUCGAGCAGAGUUGACGUACAGGUCAAUGCUGUUUCUUCGCACUGCCGUGGGGAUCUUGGACUAUGAAACCACUCACACCCCCAACUGGAAAGUGCCCGAGUUGAAUGGUGUGGAGCUGGACUAUGUACUCAACAAUAUGCUAUUCCACCCUCAAAACAAACACUAUGCCAUGCUAAAACCAUGCGAGUAUGAGGAGAACUUGCGAGUUCCCAUUCUGAUUGGGUUGCUGUUGCGAAAAUCCAUUGUGGAACAUGCCACGCGUUUGCCCAAACCAUUGGAAAUCCAAGCAGAACUGCAGCUGUGUUCCUCUGUGGAUGCCUGUAUCUCUGCCUAUACUGGGCUGAGGAAAUUCAAGUCCACUCCGGUGCCCUUUCCUCUGAUCCAAAUGGCUCGUACGUUCCUCUUCCUGUACCUCUUUACGGUGCCACUGAUCUUUGUGAAAGACAAAAGCAGUGUCUAUGCACAUUGCUUUGCAAUUUUCUUGAUGACAUAUGGUUUCAUGGGAUUGGAAGUGAUCGCCAUUGCCCUGGAUAAUCCAUUUGGUGAUGAUCCAAUUGACUUCAAGAGCCUCGCCAUGGCACACACUGCCUUUGAAGAUACCUACUUGACCGUCAUGGACAUUGACGGCCAGGAAUGGGCAGACUUUUUGCGUUACCGAAUGAACGACAACCUCACUGAACGCCUGAAUACGGAACAGAGUUGGUUGCUAGCCCGCAAGGACCGGUUUGCAGAUCUGAUGAUGGGCAACACGGUGUACAAGCGAGAAUCGGAAGCGGCACUGGCCCAAUCGCUACUACAAGACGAACAACAAGUGCGGUUGGCCCGAGAAGCAGCAGAAAACAAGAAGAAGAAACAGGGCCGAUUUCAUUUCAAGAAUCCCCGAAAGUCUCCCCGGAGUAGUAAUCUAUAG